Molecule: messenger RNA, 2310 nt
Organism: Penicillium canariense
Lineage: Eukaryota; Fungi; Ascomycota; Eurotiomycetes; Eurotiales; Aspergillaceae
Product: heat shock factor family protein
Exons: 2
Coding region: 1-2310 (769 amino acids)
Biological process (GO): regulation of DNA-templated transcription
Molecular function (GO): DNA-binding transcription factor activity; sequence-specific DNA binding
Source: RefSeq, a predicted model, not a curated record
AUGAGCUCUCAAGGCAUGACUCGCAAGAGGCCUGCCCCUGGCACAACCCCCGCGACUCACUCCCAGCUGGGCACAGUCUCGAACUUCCAGACCCCGAAUCCCAACUCCCAACUUUCCAACGAUCAGUUUCUACAAUGGGGCCAGAAUCCCUCCGCAAAUGCCAUCAAUACCUCCUUUGUCGACCCUUCCUCCUACAAUUCCGCUGCAUAUGCGUCAAACCAAGAUUUGUCCGAUGCAGCUGCGUCGACCUCCAAUCAGUUGACGCGCCGACAGCAGCCAAACCAGCUGGUUAGCCGAAACCGUGGUUACGAGCAAGCGCCUGUGGCGUACUCCGACAACAGCGCGGGUGCAGGCACUGGAGAGGGCGCAUGGGGCGAAUCGAUUGAUGAACUUUACAACCGGGCUCGUGCCGCCAAGAGAGAGGCGCAAUCGAAGAGGAAGCAGAUCCCUCCGUUUGUACAGAAGCUGAGCAGUUUCCUUGACGAAUCUAAAAACACCGAGCUGAUUCGAUGGUCUGAUGAUGGCAAUUCGUUCAUUGUUUUAGACGAGGAUGAGUUUGCCAGGACCUUGAUCCCAGAGCUCUUCAAGCACAAUAACUAUGCGUCUUUUGUGCGUCAACUUAACAUGUAUGGUUUUCACAAGAAGGUGGGGCUGUCGGACAACUCGAUGCGUGCCAGUGAGCGUAAGAACAAGAGUCCCUCCGAAUACGCCAACCCUUACUUCAAACGAGGCCAUCCAGAGUUGCUUUGGUUGAUUUCAAAACCAAAGAAUGCCACCGGCCAUGCGAGCAAAGGAAGCAAGGGCGGUGCGCGUGUGAAGACUGAAGAUGCAGAUGAGAAUGAUUUAGAGGAAUAUGCCGAAGAGGGCGGAUCUGGCUCUCGCGACGACCGUGCACGACCCCGGCAGCUGUCCCUUCUCACAGACAGUGCCAUGCCCAAUGACCAACUUUCUGGGGUGUAUCGAGAAUUGCAGGCAAUUCGCCAGCAGCAAUCGAUCAUCUCGAGUACCAUUACCAGAUUGCGCAAAGAGCAUGAGCAGCUCUACGCUCAGGCCGCCAACUUUCAGGAGCAACACACUCGGCAUGAGAACUCGAUCAACGCCAUUCUCACAUUUCUGGCAACAGUCUACAACCGCAGUUUGCAAGGCCAGGAUGGAACACAGAACAUUGCCAACUCAUUUGCCGGAGCUAUCUCGGCUGAUCACCAGGGCAAUAUCGUUGACGUGGGUGAUGACUUUUCCUUCAACCCACUGGCCUCGAUGGCCAGUCCAACUGGACAACGUACAAUGAAGAAACAACAAUUGCUGCUCAAAGCACCGCCUAUUGCGAAUGGGGCUAACCGGGCAACCACUCUCUCGCCUGCUGCUAGUGGGUCUUACGACACCCGAUCUCGUGGUCAUACUCGUCAGUCAAGUGCUGCACAGUCUGGGCAUGUGGAAGAGGUUCUCGACAGCAGCCCAAGACACAAUUCUAUAGGUGUUUCUUCCGGGCAGCAAACAGACGAGAACUUCCCGCAGCAGGAUAUCAUGUCCGUUAUCCAGGAUUCGAAUGCGCGCAACGGCACCCCAACCAGCUUCUCUGAAUUCCCCAAUGUCCUUUCUUCGCUCGAAACCUCCGGAGGCAACGUUCCUCUUACCCCUGGCCAGCGUGCCCACAUGCUUCGGCUCAUGGCCAACGAAACCGGAGAUCAUGAGGGCGCGGCCGCGUCGAACAGUGCUCUCAUCACGCCAACCCCUCCGCCAAUGCCGCAUAACUACUCAGGUCGCCUUGCCAAUACUCGACAGGAGAUUGACAAUCUGGUGAAAAUGCAAGCCGAGCAGGACCGCUCCGUCCAGAACUUGACCAACCUCCUCCAACCACUAAGCCCGACCGGCGCCAUCCCCGGCUUGGACAGUGAAGGGAACGUACCACCUCCGCCCCUUGACCUCGACCAGAUUUUUAACAACGAGUACUUUACCGAUCUGGCGGACGUGGGCCACGACCAAAAGCUUGACGCUGCUGGCCAUGACUCCGCAGCCGGUGCCAUUACACACGAUAACAUUGGUACUACCCACUCGGAUGACGGUGACACCAAUAAUUUUCUUAAUUUCGACCACCUCCCCGACGACGGCGAACUCUUCAAAGGACCGGGUCAAUACCCCUAUGGCUUCGACGGCACCGGUUACGGUGCGGACUCGGGAGCUGGAAACCUUGACUCUGGCCGGGUCGUCGAACAGCUGACGGAUAGUGACACUACGAGCCCUGCAGCUGUGGAUGACCAUCUUGGCGGACCCCAGGAUGGUGGUAGCGCUAAGCGGCGCAAGAAGGCGUGA